CAGGUCCAUCCAGAACCCCCAGCCUCAGGCCCCGGGGAGCCCUGCCAGCCUACCACUGCCCAGCGGGCACCCAGCCCAUCUUUGCCCUGUUGGUUUUGAACCGUUGCUCCCGGCCCCCUCCCCUCCACCUGACCGCCCUCUUCCUCGCCUUCCACGAUGCCUCCCGUCCCCCGCGGAGGAGCAGCUUCAAUAAGGCCCUAGGAGCCCCCCAAGCCCCAGCCACUGCGCCCCCCGAUCUGUUUGUCCGCCCACCCCGCUGCCGCCUCCAGGAGGGUCUUCGCCGUCCUCGUCCCGACCGGACUCCUGGGAGCCAUCGCCUCAACCCAAGAAAACGCCAUGACGACGACGACGACUACAUCUGGCACCACCACGACAGCCCCUGGCUCCUUCCUCUCCACCUGAUGGCCUCUUCCGCGCCCUCCCACGAUGCCUCCCGUCCCCCGCUGAGGGGCUGCCUUUAUAAGGCCUGAUGGUGCACCCCGAGUUCCAGCUGCCGUACCCCCAGAUCCCACCAUCAUGAAGGUCUUCACCAUCCUCAUCCUGGCCGGACUCCUGUGCACCCUCGCCUCGGCCCAAAACGCCACAACGACAGCUGCUGCCAACACCACGACAGAAGCUGCCAACCCAACCACCACCGGGGCCACGCCCACUAACACCGCAGAGGCCGUCACCCCCAGCACCACCCUAGACCGCCGCCACCAUCACCACCACCACCCACGACCACCACCAUCACGAAAGCCCAGGACCACCUCCAACACUACGAGAAGUGCCACCACCACCAAGAAGCCUAACGAAAAUCUGAUACUUACUCUCUUCAACUUUUAAUUUCGUGGCUAAAGAGCAGCGAUGCAGCAUGGAGACGGCCCGGCCCGGAGCUCCCUAACCCUCCCCAUCACCCACCCUCCGCUAAUCAAUGAAUAAAGUAGUAACAGCAUAA
This is a messenger RNA of Ornithorhynchus anatinus (platypus), 937 nucleotides long. Its product is annotated as zinc-finger homeodomain protein 10-like. The coding region runs from base 517 to 825 and encodes 102 amino acids. NCBI's taxonomy places the organism in Eukaryota, Metazoa, Chordata, Mammalia, Monotremata, Ornithorhynchidae. The transcript is spliced from 7 exons. The record is from RefSeq and is a predicted model, not a curated record.